Ylistrum balloti is the source of this 1623-nucleotide messenger RNA. RefSeq lists its product as uncharacterized. Bases 1 to 1623 code for a protein of 540 amino acids. The record is from RefSeq and is a predicted model, not a curated record. Lineage: Eukaryota; Metazoa; Mollusca; Bivalvia; Pectinida; Pectinidae. The transcript is spliced from 18 exons. Gene Ontology annotation, molecular function: calcium ion binding.
AUGGAUGAGAACUGUGAUAUGCCGGAAGUCGUCACAGGUAAAGAGAGACAGGACAGAACAGCCAGGCUGGUGUUUAACAGAGAAAAUUUGAAGGAACUUCGUAAAGCUGUCAAUGAUCUUUUUGAUAUAUUCCACGAUAUUUUGGAAAGAGAUUUCGAAUUCGGAGCAUAUUUCAAAGUAGAAGAUAUCCUGAAGAGACUUGAAAAUGUGGAGGAAGUCCAUUGGAGGUCAAUUCGUAUGACGUAUCUAGAUGAAGAUCGCCAUGGUUACUGUAACGGUAACUUUAGUGACGAUGAACUCAAAUGUCCCGCCAAAAUUAUGCUCGACAUUCUAAAAUGUUUAAAGUGUUUACGGGAUGGUGUAUAUGAUAAGAUAGACCAAAAACACUACGAGAUUUUAGAAAUAGAGAGAAAGACUGCAGAAUUCAGACAUCAGUCCGACUGUAUACAAGGGCAGCUAAUGGAGGAAAAAUUACGUAUGGCACAAAAGGUCAUAGAUGCGGCUCGACAAGAAGGAAAACUUCAGUAUUUAGAAAAAUCUUUACAGGAAAAGACUGAUAGACUUCACGAAUUACAAAGAACGAGUUCUGUGAAUCUUUGGGACAAAGAAAAAGAACGCAUACUGAAAGACUCGAAUAAAAGAAUCGCAGAACUUGAGCAAGAAUUGGCAAGUGUGCGGAACAGCCAAAACAACAUGAAUCGUAGAAUGUCGAAAAUCGACGACCAGUAUAAAGCUCUUAAGUUACGACAGGAAAAGACUAGUGGAAGUCUAGGGAGUGAUUCAGAUGGAGAUGAAGUCAAUUCGCUGAAGAGAGAAGGUUACAUCAAAGAAAAGGACAUAGUCCAUCUAGAAGGAGAACUCUACACCCAACAAAAGUUAUUUGUUGGUGUACUUGGUGGACUGCGGACGGACAUCAACAAACUCAGUGAGCAGUUUUACGACACUACGACACACACGAGAGAUCCCGCCUUUGUGAAGUUGAGUCGGACGUUGGAUAAGCUGUACGAUGCGACGUCACAAGCUAAACUAGAAUCUGCCAAGAUGAUGCUCCCGCCCCACUACACAUACUAUGAUACGGACUUAAAAUUAAGACGUAUCAGACGAUUGUCUAAAGUUCCCGCUGUGCCACAAAUUGUUACACAAAUUCCAGCGAAACCAUGUUUCAUUAGAGAGUAUACGCCACCCUCACAACUAAAUGGCAGUCUAGCCAAACGACGCAAUGAAGUGUUGAUGCCACCGGUUUCGGAGAAUCCUGUAAUCGUUGAUCCCAACACAAACAAACUCAACGGCACAGUCUAUCUUCGUCACUUCGCUCACAUGUCGCAGAAAUUUCUGUUAGAUCACUGGGCCAAAUUUAAGGAAUUUGACAAGAAUGGUGAUCUGAUGCUAGAUAUGCAAGAGGUCACUAAAAUUCUGACAUCCCUUGGCUGUGCUUUCACUCAUGGGCAGAUUGAGGAGGCGAUGACGGAAGUAGAUGUGGAUAACUCUAACUCACUCGACUUUUACGAGUAUAUGUUGGUGGUGGAGAAAGUCGUACGGCGAUCCGGUAAAGCCAAUUUGUUCACGAAAGGUUUGGCCAAACAAAACAAUGCUGAAGUAUCGAAAGCAUGUGUAAUACAAUAG